Messenger RNA from Rotaria sp. Silwood2, 1518 nucleotides. The record is from the annotation of a GenBank genome assembly. Lineage: Eukaryota; Metazoa; Rotifera; Eurotatoria; Philodinida; Philodinidae.
AUGUCUCUUCCAUUUUCAAUAGUCGAUAAUGAAGCAUUUAAAAAAUUUAUGUUAGAUGUUGAUCCAAAAUACAAGAUGAUCAAUCGACGUGAUAUUACACGUUCUUUUCUUCCUGUCAUGUAUAAAAAAUGUGUCAAGAAGCUACAGGACAUUUGUAAUCGAUCAAAAUAUGUUAGUCUUACUCUUGACGUAUGGAGUGAUCGUCGAAUGCGUAGUUAUUUUGGUAUAACUCUUCAUACAAUUGUUGAUGAUCAAUAUAAAACUUAUCUUCUAUCGUUCGAACGUCUAACAGGUAAACAUUCUGGUGAUAAGCUUGCUGCUGAAUUUGAUCGGGUUAUACAAUUGUAUAAUUUAAAAGAUAAACUCGUUCGAAUAGUUACUGAUAAUGCAAGUAACAAUCAAGCUGCUUUUGAUGAUCUCGUAUUACCCGGUUUUGAUGAAUAUUUUAAUGAUAUUGAUGAUGAUCAAUCUGAACUUGAAACAAGUGAUAAAGAUACUGAUGAUAAUGAGUGCAAGAAUAAUCGAUUACAAACAGUAGAAGUGAAUGAUGAUAUAUAUGGAGCAACACUUAAUGCACCAUCAGAACAAGAAUUUUUAAGAUUACCAUGUUUUGCUCAUUCUCUUCAGCUGGUGGUUCAUGAUGGUAUAAAGGCUGCUGGUGGUGCAUUAUCAUCUCUUAAAAAGGUAGCUGAUCUUGCUAAGCUUGCACACACAAGUACAUCAUUUGCUGAACGAUUAGAAGAACGUCAUUAUAGUAUUUCUCGAGCUAAUCACAGAAAAACAUUAGAAGAUUUCGUUUGUUUAUUUGAACUGUUUAAUGAAGCUACUAUUUUGACACAAGGUGAAUGUUAUGCUACUGUUAGUCUUGUUGCUCCUACAAUUCUUGGUAUUCUUUUUGAUCUUGAACAUGAACGUGCUUCUUCAAAUUUAUCUCUUGUAUCUUUAUGUGAAGCACUUCUUUAUUCUAUCAAAGCUCGUUUUAGUGGUCUUCUUGGUUAUUUCGACAUUGAUGUGCCAUUUGCCUCUUAUUCUAUGUCUGAACGUUUUUCUGAUCCUAUUUUUCUGAUUGCACCUCUACUCGAUGCACGUUUUAAAUUGUUAUGGCUUGAUAAUCUUCCAGUUGUGGAAGAGGAAGCUGAUGAGUCGAACGUACCUGAACAAGAUGCCAGCGAGAAGCUGACUAAACAUUCCGAUGCAAUACCAAAAAGAAAAUGCCUUUUUCCUUAUUUGAAUGAUAUAAAAAAGACUUCUUUUGAUGAGAAACAAAAAAUUUUGGUAGAGCUUGAUGCUUUUCUAUCGGAAAAAAGUGAUGAAGGUAAUUUACUUUUCCUCAAGAAAAAUCUUUAUCCUUCUUUAUAUGAACUUGGUCUGAAAUACUUGUCAGUGCCGGCUACAUCAGCUUCUAUUGAAAGAGUAUUUUCUCAAAGUGGUUUUAUAAUGCGUCAACAUCGUGCAUCGUUAACUUCAAAAAGUGUAUGCUUGCUUACUUUUCUUAAGUGUAAUAAAGUUUUGUUGUAA